Messenger RNA from Dioscorea cayenensis subsp. rotundata (Guinea yam), 747 nucleotides. Its product is annotated as FCS-Like Zinc finger 5-like. Lineage: Eukaryota; Viridiplantae; Streptophyta; Magnoliopsida; Dioscoreales; Dioscoreaceae. The transcript is spliced from 2 exons. Bases 103 to 447 code for a protein of 114 amino acids. The record is from RefSeq and is a predicted model, not a curated record.
UUCUUUUUCUCUUCUCUGCUCUUCUUCUUCUCUCUUCUCCCUUUCUCUGGAUCUCUUCAGCUGUUGCUCAGGAGAAGCGGAGAGGGAUUGGAAGAGAGAGUGAUGUUGCUUGGGAAAAGGAACAGGGCUAAGAUGGGGAGGGCGACGAGCAUGGGUGAGAUUUCGCCGGCUGUGGUCGCCGAGCAGGUCUUGCGGGACCCACAGCCGCCGCAGCCGAGGAACGAAGAUGGAGGGCAGCUUAUCCAGGGUGCGCAGAGGAGGACCAUUGCCGAGUUGCCGGCGGAGCCGAUCUCCAGCUUCCUCAAGGCCUGCCAGCUCUGCAGACGCCGGCUUGUUGCCGGACGGGACAUCUUCAUGUAUAGGGGAGACAUGGCUUUCUGCAGCACAGAAUGCAGGCAACUCCAGAUGGACAUGGACGAAAAACUUGAAAACCAGCCUUCAACUUAAAACUUGAUCACCGAUCAAUCACUGCAACAUAAUUGAAAGCCUUAAAAUGAAAUUAUAUACAUACAUAUUUAUAUAAAUAUAUAUAUAUAUAUAGAAAUCAGAAGCAUAGUGUGUGGAUGGUGAUUAUGCAGUCAUUCACUCCUUUAGUUACUGUAAAAAAAGGAAAGUCCUAGUUUGUAUUGAGAGCAAUAUGUUUAUGUUUUCAGUCUGUGCUUGUGAAUCAAAUUCUGCAGUAAUUUCAGAAACAAAAUGAAUGAGAUUAAAAUAUUUUGUAUCUUUAUUUCUUUUUCUGAAACAUGU